AUGGCUCAGUACAUUGGGAAAACUAUAUCGCUGAUUUCUGUUACUGAAAAUCGAUAUGUUGGUCUCUUGGAGGGUAUCGACUCCGAAAAAGGUGUGGUAACGUUGAAUAAAGUACGCUGUUUCGGAACUGAGGGUCGUAAACAAUGGGGGCCUCAAGAGAUCUAUCCAAAUCCCACAGUCUAUGAUACAGUCACCUUCAAUGGUAAUGACGUGAAAGAUUUGAACAUUUUGGACAUCGGACUUGAAGAUGUUCAGCCAGUGCUGCCACCGCCUCAAGUUGUAGCGGAACAGCAACAAAAGCAACAGGAACAACAGCAGCAGCAGCAGCAGCAGCAGCAACAGCAGCAGCAUCAACCUCAGCUAGCUCAACAACCUCCGCAACAAGCGCCGAAGGCUCAAGUUCCUGCCGCAAUGGCAGGAUAUGGAGUUUACGCACCAUCUGCUACAUCUACUGAGAAUUCAGGUCAUCCUUCUCAAAAAUUGUCACAUCCACAGCAAGAGAAGGAACAACAGACCACUAGAUCGAAAAAUAAAGAUACUACUAGAGACUCCAAGCCUCCUGUCAAGUUCCAGCCCAAGCAGGAAACACGCACGGUAGAUAUUCCAAAUGAAGAUUUCGAUUUCCAGUCAAAUAACUUCAAGUUGGAGAAGGAUCAGGAUUCAACACAACAGCAAGCCGCUCCACAAGACGCUUCAAAAAACGAUGAAAGUUUUUAUAAUCGCCAGUCCUCCUUCUUCGACACCAUAUCAACGUCGACUGAGACGAACACUAAUAUGAGAUGGCAAGAAGAACGUGAACUUAACUUGGACACAUUUGGCCAAGCUAGUGUUGGUAACAGACGUGGCCGGGGAGGUUUCCGUGGAGGUCGCGGUACUUAUCGUGGCCGUGGAGGAAAUCGUGGAGGAAAUCGUGGUGGGUUCAGAAGAAACGAAAACUUCGACCGCGACAAUUCAAGUAGAGAAAAAGUUGAAUUUUAA
Molecule: messenger RNA, 978 nt
Organism: Lachancea nothofagi CBS 11611
Lineage: Eukaryota; Fungi; Ascomycota; Saccharomycetes; Saccharomycetales; Saccharomycetaceae
Source: the annotation of a GenBank genome assembly